CACAGCGUCCUCCAUCCUCCUGUUGUUAACGUAGAUCUUUGUUUCUGUUGUUGAACGCGGUGCACAAAUGAUGUCGCUGUCGACCGCCUUGCAUCACUUCUUCGUAACACACUCUCGGUGCGAAUGCAACCCUUUAAAUGGUACUGGGAAAUGGUAAAAGGGCUCCCCCCUUGUGCAUUGACAAUAAAAUUGUCCUGUAUCAAUCUCGGUUUCAGUGUACAUCUGCUAACAAUGGAUGGUUCUCUGGUAAACUCUGGAAUACCACUGGCGUCACAAAUGGUGGUUUCUCCCAUUACUCAAAGCUCUGGUAACUUGAGCGGAAAGCCUCGGGACAAGCGGAAGACUCCUGCAUUUCUGUCCAACUUGGGCAAGGCUACCUUAAGAGGCAUCCGCAAGUGCCCUCAGUGUGGCGUUUACAAUGGGACCCGUGGCCUCAGCUGUAAGAACAAGGCCUGUGGAACCAUCUUCAGGGAUGGGGACCAUGGAACGGGACGUUUAAAGAAAGGGGCAUGUGAAGUGGUUCGAGUUGUGACAGACAGUGGAGGUGGCAGGGCUGGAGGGUCGCAAGUGUUCUCUGUGCGUCAGCGGGGACAUGGCUCUGAACAACGAGGCUUUGUUGAGUUAGUCCUCACGGAUACAGCUAUUACUACUGCAGAUGGAACCCUGUUGACCCGUGUCAACCUCGGUCGCUGUUACAUGCCCUCUUGCCAGCAGAACGAAAGUGAGUUGACAGUUGAAGGUGGCCAUCAGCAAGUGUCGCAACCAUCCAAAAGUCCCUGUACCCAUGUGAAGCAAGCCAUGGAGUGUCAGACCCAAGCAACACCUCUGCCACUCAAGAGCUCUGUGCUGGAGGGCCUAGUGGCCACUUCCCAAGACAAGGAAGAGUUGUGGAGGCUGGCUACCGAGACACCAGGACCCCUGGUGCAGAGGGUCUCUAAAGGGACCCUAAUAGUGAAGUGCCAGCCAGGUGAAGCCCACCCUCUGGGACUGCUGCAUCUGACAGUGACCGUAUCUGGUGUUAAAGACAAGACUAUGAGUCUGGCUCCCUUUCACUGUGCAUGUUACGUACCUAAUACCAAGGGGGAUUUGGGGGUGAGAAGUGGGGGUCAGUCUAACAUCAACGAAGGAGAAAAUUCCCACCAGCAUAGUUUACCCGAGUGCUGCCUCCAUUUCUAUGCUUGCGUUUGUGCCUUUACAAGUGAUGAAAAGCUGACCUCUGAGUUUUCAGCUUUCCUCAACUACAACAUUAAUGGACUGCAGGAGAGGGCAGAUACAAUGCUCAGUAUACCUGAGUCUCAACAGCACAUUGAGCCUUCCAUUUCUCACCGUUCCAAGAGACUCAAAUUUGUGGAGUCCUCUACUGAUACUUCUGCUCCCACCCUAAACCAGCGCAAGCCCACUCACAGAAAAAACUCCAGCUCUACUGGGCUUAGGAACCCAGGAAGUAGCCAGCCGGUGGAUGAGACACAUGUGUCUCUGGGUUUCCAGCAGUGGUUGGCCAGUGUUACCGAGAGGAUCCAUCAGACGAUGCACUUUCAGUUUGAUGGAAAGCCUGAGCCGCUGGUGUUCCACAUCCCUCAGGCUUUCUUCAAUGCAUUACAGCAGCGUUUAUCAUUGGGCUCAAAGAAGAGACGACUACCCAACUACACCACCACAUUUGUGCGUAAUGACGCUUUGCCUCUGGGCUCUUUCUCUAAAUACUCCUGGCACAUUAUCAACUUGAUGCAUGUGAAACGCAUCUUUGAUACCCCAGAGUUACCUCUAGAACUCACUCAGAGUUUUGUGAAGAACAGUGACGGCUCCUAUUCACCGUACCGCUGUCGGUCAACUCCUCCUGAUCCUGGAUCAGACACCUGCCACCAUUCACGCACCAAUAAGCCUCUGGCCAUCAGACCUCUGGAGCUACGUACCUUCCUCAGAGUGGGGACAUGUGCUGCUGAGCAGACAGAACCUGUGCCCUUUGUGAUUGAAUGGAUCCCAGACAUCCUUCCACACUCACAGGUGGGAGAACUGAGGAUCGGGUUUGAGUACGGCCAUCAGCUAGGCAGUAAACCGGAGCACUGCAAGAGUACUGCUGGGACAAAGAAAACUGAACAAGCAGAUGCCAUCCCACACCAGUGAAGACCCACUGUAGUAACACCUCAUGCAAUUCGACAAUUACAGUUCUCCAUUGGUCAUGAUGUUCCCUUAUAAGGAAAAUCAAAAACAAUCCCACAUUCUAUUGCACUUUAGAUAAGAAUGAGAAACUUAUAAGGUGCUAUUCAGGAAAAUUUUCAUUUUCAGAAACAGUUGCAUGACAGCACCGGACAUACAAAUGUAAAAUAUUUAUAAUACAAGUGUACAAAAAAUAAUACAGUGUUACAUGUUUUGUGCUGUACAAUAAUAUCACAUAGUCAUUUCUUGUUUUCAGAAAUCAUGUGCAUUGAAACAUUUCUGUGUUUACAUGUAAAAGAUUGAGAGAACGCUGUUUUCA
Sinocyclocheilus grahami is the source of this 2473-nucleotide messenger RNA. RefSeq lists its product as uncharacterized. Gene Ontology annotation, cellular component: nucleus. The record is from RefSeq and is a predicted model, not a curated record. Lineage: Eukaryota; Metazoa; Chordata; Actinopteri; Cypriniformes; Cyprinidae. The transcript is spliced from 8 exons. Bases 124 to 2121 code for a protein of 665 amino acids.